GUUUGUUUCUGCCCUGUUUGAAGUGCUGGAAUUGUGUGUUCUAAUGUAUUCAUGGCCUGUGUUUAGUGUUUUUGUGCAGUGUUUGUCCACCCAGCCCCUCCCUACUCUGUUUCUCCACAAGGCCGUCGCCAUGGAGAUCUCUGUAAACUGUAAACAGAGCCAGUGAUCACAUAUCCCAGGCCAGGCUGCUGGUGUCCUCCUCUUCCUAGAGGUCUCCUCCACUGCACCUGUUUACUUUACAUACCACCCCCUGCUCCCAACAUGAGGGACCUGCUCACAACCAGGAACCAGAACUGCUGGAAGGAGCUCAUUGAAAAGGAGACAUUAACCAGGAUGACCUGGAAGCUGAAACAUAGCAAGGAAAACCCAAGACCACAGCAACCAGAGUCCACCAGAAAGAGGAGACAGGUUUUUAUUCCCCAGGUAGAGACCACCCUCCCUCCUCUGGUUAAUACAACCCAGCCGUUGGUGAGCAGGACCGAGAAGACAGACUAUGACCACAUGGAUACCCUGGACCUGGCUGAAAUGAGACCAGUCACUCCUCGCACCUCCCGCGUUCUCUAUGAUGGCUUCUCCAAGGAGGGGAAGGGAAGGUCCCUGUAUCUGAAGAAGAGGAAGCAGUUUGGCCCAGAAGAAAAGUAUCUAUACCCAUUAUUGUCCUCUUGGGAUUAUGGCUGGAGGUUAGAUGACGUAGUGAAGGAAUUCAAGGCUCCGAACCAUGGAAGAUCCAGGAUAGUGAAAGACACAUUUUACACCAGGAAUGGAAUCCUUUCUGUCCCAGCAAACACUGACAGAAUGCUGUGACAUCCCAGCUGGCUGCUUCUGUGUGCGGUUUACACUUUGUACUAACUUAGUUACCUGUCUUGCUGCUAAAGCUUAACUGAACCGUCACAAUGUAAAUGGCUGGGUGAGAAUUGACACCAGAUUAGCAAUGUAAUUAAAUGUUUCUGUGCAUACUCGAGUGACUUAAA
Pseudophryne corroboree (corroboree frog) is the source of this 971-nucleotide messenger RNA. RefSeq names its product protein SPMIP1. The transcript has 2 exons. NCBI's taxonomy places the organism in Eukaryota, Metazoa, Chordata, Amphibia, Anura, Myobatrachidae. Bases 262 to 804 code for a protein of 180 amino acids. The record is from RefSeq and is a predicted model, not a curated record.